CGCUGCCAAAAUCCACCUUGAUGAGCUGCCCAAAUUCGACGAUUUGCAUCACCCAGUUAACACCCUACCGCUCCUUUAUCGCAGAAGCUAGGGGACAUCGAUCUCAAACGCGUGUAUUAUUAAUUUUUAAUUGAAUUUGGGUUCUACCAAUUGAUCUUGCCCGCUGCGAGCGCAAACUUAGUGCUUCCGGCCAGAGCGCUAUCGCAUGCCGCGACGCGACCCGACGAAACACACCCCACCACCACCAUGUCCUCCCACGACGUCCGCGAUGUUUUGAACCUCCCCUCCAACAACAACUCGGCCGCACCCCGUGCAUUAAAAAAACAGAAAAUCGGCGGACCCCGACCAAACUUGAAGGGACUCGCACGCGAAGUGCAAAACCUUGGCGGCGACAACCCGAUCGCUAUCGUCCCCGAGGUAUCCUUCUUCAAGAAACGGCGAUUUGCGAGUCGCAAACCGGCUACGCGAUGGGAAUUGAAGUCGUUCACAAACUCAGCACGGGACGACGAUGGCAACCUUGUGCUCCGGCACUGGAAACGGAAGACGGAGCAUGGCCCGCCGCCGCCACCCGUGCAGGAAGGGGAAUCGGAACAAAGUGAGGGCAUGGUAGUGGACGGGGAGAGGCAGGACGACAAACCCGAGGAUUCUUCGUUCGCCAAGUUCAACGUGCGGGUUCCAGUGCCGCAGUACAACGAGGACCAAUACCGAGUGAACCUCCAGAGCAGCGAGUGGACGAAGGAGGAAACCGACUACUUGUUAGAACAGGCCAAGGAAUACGACUUGCGUUGGGCCAUCAUUUGGGACCGGUAUGAGUUCGCACCUGAACCUCCUCAGGGGGAGGAAUCCACCGGAGCGAGCACAGCCGUGGUGUCGGCGCAAAAAUCACGAACGAUGGAAGACCUGAAGGCACGGUACUACGAGGUUGCGGCGAAGAUGAUGGCGGUACAGAAGCCAGCACAGUACAUGACGCGGCCCGAGUUCGAGCUCUACGAGAUGAUGCAAAACUUCAACGCCGAACAGGAACGGAAACGGAAGGAGUUCGCCCUCAACACGAUGGCACGCUCUAAGGACGAGGCCCGCGAAGAGGAGUCUCUCCUCCUCGAGAUCAAACGCAUCCUCGCGCGCACGGAGCGCUUCAACGAGGAGCGCCGCGAGCUAUACCAGCGCCUCGACUACCCGGCCACGGACUCGGACAUCAACUCCUUCAAGAGCUCCGCCGGCCUACAAGCCCUCCUUCAAAACCUCAUGUCCACCGACAAAUCCAAGAAACGCAAGAGCAUCCUCGGCCCCAACGACACCGCCAGCCCGGGCGGCGCCGUCCCAAACAGCGCCGUCUCCGAAGGGCCCGGGCACAACCGGCGCGAGAGCAUCGCGGCCGCCGCCUCCAGCCGUCGCGACUCGGACGCCCGCGGGGGCGGUGGCGCCGGCGCCGGCGCGCGCGUGUCCGCGGAGCCGACCCCGACGUCAGCCACCUCGGCGGGGGCAGCGGCGGGCAACAACAAGAAGAAGGGCGGGGCGGGGGCGGCGCAGCCGGAGCGGCGCAAGCUGACGGGCCACGAGGAGCAGGUGUACGGGGUGCUGUACCACGACCGGCUCGGCAGCGGGCCGACGUUCCGGUACGAGCGCAUCAACAAGCUCUACAGCCACAAGUCGGGCCAGCAGCAGCUGCGCAUGACCAACGCCCUCGCCGAGCUCGACGUGCCCCCGCGCCUCGUCAUGCCCACCGCCGCCGUCACCGCCCAGUUCGAGGUCCUCUGGGGCGCCGUCGCCGCCCUGGUCGACGCGCGCAAGCUGAGCGACAAGCUCGAGGGCGAGAUCAAGCUGGAGGAGGCGAAGCGCGUGGAGAGGGCGCGGGCGCGGGAGGUGCUGGGCUCGGAUGAGGGGGGAGCCGAUGGCGAGGCCGCCGACGAGCAGGAGCAGCAACAGCAACAGCAACAGCAGCAGUCUACGGGGGAGAAGACGGAUGGGAUUAAGGAGGAGCCCGGGUCGGAGAAGGACAAGGCUGCUGGCGCGAGGCCGGGCAGCAGUAGCGGGCCGCAGAAACGGAGUGCGAGCGUGCUUAGUGCGGCGAGUGAUAAGAGCGCGAAGCGGCAGAAGAAAUAGGCCGUGGCCUCUAUGGGCUGUGCGUAGUGGUGGUUUAUGAAUACAGUAGUAUACCGUGAGGCAGUAGUUUGUGCCGUUUCGAGUAUAACAUGCGACCUUGCCCU
This is a messenger RNA of Chaetomium fimeti, 2207 nucleotides long. RefSeq lists its product as uncharacterized. Gene Ontology annotation, molecular function: transcription corepressor activity. The record is from RefSeq and is a predicted model, not a curated record. Lineage: Eukaryota; Fungi; Ascomycota; Sordariomycetes; Sordariales; Chaetomiaceae. The coding region runs from base 247 to 2103 and encodes 618 amino acids. The transcript is spliced from 2 exons. Gene Ontology annotation, cellular component: Swr1 complex; NuA4 histone acetyltransferase complex. Gene Ontology annotation, biological process: negative regulation of transcription by RNA polymerase II; chromatin remodeling; DNA repair.